Molecule: messenger RNA, 6760 nt
Organism: Pelobates cultripes (western spadefoot toad)
Lineage: Eukaryota; Metazoa; Chordata; Amphibia; Anura; Pelobatidae
Source: the annotation of a GenBank genome assembly
GCUGAUGUGGAUGCCAUCCAUAUUGUAACUAUAACGUUGAUUUUCUUGCAGCCCGUGGAGGAUUGUCGAUGACUGUGGUGGGGCUUUCACAAUGGGGCUCAUUGGAGGGGGUGUCUUUCAAGCAAUUAAAGGAUUCAGGAAUGCCCCCGUGGUGAGUGUUUUGUAUGUUUUGAUAGGUGGAUACAUAUUUGAGUUUUUACAGCUGCAAGUUUAGCACAACAUAGAAACAUAAAAUGUGACAGCAGAUAAGAACCAUUUGGCCCAUCUAGUCUGCACAAUUUUCUAAAUACUUUCAUUAGUCCCUGGCUAUCUUAUAGUUAGGAUAGCCUUAUGCCUAUCCCACGCAUGCUUAAACUCCUUUACUGUGUUAACCUCUACCACUUCAGCUGGAAGGCUAUUCCAUGCAUCCACUACCCUCUCAGGAAAGUAAUACUUCCUGAUAUUAUUUUUAAACCUUUGUCCCUCUAAUUUAAGGCUAUGUCCUCUUGUUGUGGUAGUUUUUCGUCUUUUAAAUAUAGUCUCCUCCUUUACUGUGUUGAUUCCCUUUGUAUAUUUAAAUGUUUCUAUCAUAUCCCCCCUGUCUCGUCUUUCCUCCAAGCUAUACAUGUUAAUAUCCUUUAACCUUUUCUGGUAAGUUUUAUCCUGCAAUCCAUGAACCAGUUUAGUAGCCCUUCUCUGAACUCUCUCUAAGGUAUCAAUAUCCUUCUGAAGAUACGGUCUCCAGUACUGUGUACAAUACUCCAAGUGAGGUCUCACCAGUGUUCUGUACAAUGGCAUGAGUACUUCCGUCUUUCUAAUACCUCUCCCUAUACAACCAAACAUUCUGCUAGCAUUUCCUGCUGCUCUAUUACAUUGUCUGCCUACCUUUAUGUAAACCCAUGUUGUCUCUGAUCUUGAAAUCCAUGUGUUUUUAGAUGUUCAACAAUCCUAUCCUUUAACAUGGUUUCCAUUACUUUCCCCACUACUGAAGUAAGGCUUACUGGCCUAUAGUUGCCCGACUCCUCCUUACUACCUUUCUUGUGAAUGGGCACAACAUUCGCUAACUUCCAAUCUUCUGGGACUACUCCUGUUAACAAUGAUUGGUUAAAUAAAUCUGUUAAUGGUUUUGCUAGUACACCACUAAGCUCUUUUAAUAACUUUGGGUGUAUUCCAUCAGGCCCCAUUGACUUAUUUGUCUUUACGUUUGACAGUUGAAAUAGAACCUCUUCCUCUGUAAACUCACAUGUAAUAAAUGACUCAUUUGUUCUUUUUCCUAACUGAGGUCCCUUUCCUUCAUUUUAAUCUGUAAAUACUGAACAAAAAUAUUAAUUGAGGCAGUCAGCUAGACCUUUAUCCUCUUCCUUUAUCUACCUUCCUUCUUUUGUUUUUAAUCUAACUAAUCCUGGUUUUACUUUCCUUUUCCCAUUUAUGUAUCAAAAAAAAGUUUUGUCCCCUUUUUUUACUGACUGUGGUCUGUACAUGCACAGAAUCCUGUACGUAUGAGUGAUGUAUGCAGAUAUUUAUUUAUAAAAUAUUUUACCAUAUCGGGGAAGGAUAGGUAUAAUGUCCCCAAUUAGAUAGACUGCUGUGUGUACCAUGUUUACAGCCCUCACUAUUAUUUGUUUGGAUGGAGUGAUACGUUUAACGUGUUUAUAACUCUGGUUUCUGUUGGGUUGGAUGGAGUGUUACGUGUACCGUGGUUACAGCUCUGGUUCUGUUGGUUUACCCACAUGGGGGCAGAGGUUGUAUGUACUGGAUUUUACAUUGCAUGUUUUGCCAUUUAGGGAAUCAAUUACCGUCUCAGAGGAAGUAUGAAUGCAGUGAGGAUCCGUGCUCCGCAGAUUGGGGGUGAGUUUUUAGGAUUCUCAUCAUUUGCUGGUUCUCCCGCUUCAAGCAAUCUAUUAACCUUCUGUUUCCCACAGGUAGCUUUGCAGUUUGGGGCGGUUUAUUCUCGACAAUUGACUGCGGUUUAGUGCGAAUACGAGGGAAGGAGGAUCCAUGGAAUUCUAUCACUAGCGGAGCAUUGACUGGCGCCGUGCUGGCUUCUCGCAGUAAGAAUCUCCUCUCAUUAAUGGAGGGAGUGACUGAUUCAAUUCUAAAUGUUGGAUCACCCCAUUUAUAACAGAAGACGGCAGGCGUGACCCUUCAUCAUUCACAUUACUCUGCAAGAUGUGUUUGUGACCGCACAACAGACUUGAAUACUUAAAGGGUUACUCCAAACACCAUAGCCAUGUCAGCGUUUUGAAGUGGUCAUGGUGGUAGGAGCCCAGAUGUUCAGUGUUUCAGUUGAACAUACAGACAUAUUGGCAAUUGUGUUGCACCCCAGCACAUGUGACAGCCUGGAACUCUGUUCCAAGAAAUAGCGGAAUUAGGGGCACGUCUGGUACAUGCUUUUCUCAGGAAUUGUGCUGCAGUGGAGACCAAAAUGUAUACAUAAUACAGAUAAAGGAACCGCACACAUACAAAUAUGAGGGGUAGUGGUGGGCUUAACACAAUCUGGCCAUAUGGUGGAACUGAACCCCUAUGUUUAUUUGUUUGAGACAGGCUAUUUUAUAUGGCCAUGUAGAAAUUAAAAUUAUAUGCCGAGGUAGUAGGGACAGACCUACUCUAAGAAGUUCUUGGUUUGGGGGGCUGCAAUGGAAUUUUUUUGGGGGGGCUAAUUAACUCCUUCCUCUUUAGUCUAAGAUUCCAUACUUAACCUCUGGUUAUUACUGAUUUUUCUGUCAGAUUGCUGGGACAGCGCACAGUUUAGGCUUAGACCGGACUAGUGGAUAAGCUGAUGUUGUAUUACCUAGCUGGACAUUGAUAGGUAUUUGUGUGUGUGUGGAUAUACAUACACUAUAUAUAUAUAUAUAUAUAUAUAUAUAUAUACCUUUUUCUGUCUCCCUCUCUCAGUCCUGUUUUAUAUUCCUGUUUCCCAUUAGGACUAUUAAAGGUAGGGCUCCCCUUCCCCUCUUUCAAUGUUAACUCUCCCACUCUCGCUUAUACAGCUUAUCCUAGGUUAUUCCCCAAUUUCAGGGGAGAGUAACAUAGGGCAUCCUUUGGUACCGAUCCACUAGCCCCCCAUUACCCUGGGACUCUCGGAUCAGCACCUUUCUCCUUACAAAUUUUCUUUUAAAAUUAUAUUUGUAUGUGUGCGCUGUUCCUUAAUCUGUAAUAUUUGGGCUGCCUAAUGUCAAUUGUGCUUUUUUUUUUUAAUGUCUUUUGUCAGCGUGCAUAGCAGGCUGUCAACAAACGUUCCACCUUGCAGUCUGCCCUCUCACACUAAAUGCAGCCCUCCCUGUCUCCUUAUCAUAUUUGGUAUAUUUUUGUGUUCCCCUCCCUUCACUGGCUCAGAGUGCAUGAAUGUGCGCUGAGCCAUUGAAACAUUUGGUUGCACCUCGGCGCGACUCCGGUGAUUUUGAGAUGGGUGGGGGAUCGUUGGAUUAACGUAAGUAAUAACUUCUUUUUUUAGUCUUUAUUUUGGAUGGAAACGACAGAAUAACGCCAGUAGUGCAUUAUUUUAGCCCCACAGGUAUAUAGAUCAGGUCCCUGCAGUAUCACUGCUCUCUCUGCCUUUGAGGAGUUCAAUCACUUUGUUUAUACAAAGCCACUUCAUUAAGCCAAAGUUGUUUUCAUGCCUAUAGUAUCCUUUUAAGCUAACAUAGUAAAAUAGUGAUGCUAAAACACUGAUUGUCCCCUCUUCCCUCCCCCCUAACUAUUUGGUCGUCAGUAACGCAUUGUUUUGUGGAUAAAUCACUAUGUAAAAGGGGGAAUUAAUGGAGUUAGAAUGUACCUUAGAGAGAGCAUCCUCGGAUCUGCACCGUUAUUAAACCUUCAUUAAGACCACCCAUAUCUUGUAUUUCAGGUGGUCCCCUUGCCAUGGCAGGUUCUGCGCUAAUGGGUGGUGUUCUAUUGGCUCUCAUUGAAGGAGUUGGAAUUCUGCUCACCCGUUACACAGCACAGCAGUUUCAAAACCGUGAGUAAACUACUGCUCUAUCCCAGCCGUCUGACAGAACUGCCCCCACCCCCAAUCUGGUGCCAACUCUCCUAUCCCAGCCAUCUGGCAGAACUGCCCUCACCCCGCUCUGCCAACUCCCGUAUCCGGGGUAUUCACUCUUUACUUCUCACCCCUCUCUGCCAACCCCCCUAUGUGGGGUAUUCACUCUGUACUUCUCACCCCUCUCUGCCAAUUUCCCUAUCCAGGGUAUUCACACUGUACUUCUAAUCCCUCUCUGCCACUCCCCUAUCCGGGGUAUUCACACUGUACUUCUCACCCCGCUCUGCCCUCUCCCCUAUCCAGGGUAUUUACACUGUACUUCUCACCCCGCUCUGCCAACUCCCCUAUUCAGGGUUUUUACACUGUACGACUCACCCGUCUCUGGCAACUCCCCUAUUCAGGGUUUUUACACUGUACGACUCACCCCUCUCUGGCAACUCCCCUAUCCGGGGAAUUCACUCUGUACUUUUCACCUCGCUCUGCCAACUCCCCUAUCCAGGGUAUUCACACUGUACUUCUGUAACGGACCGUUUUGCACACAAGGGGUAAAAACCGUUUAGGCGAUCGGCCCCCUUUCCAGAGAUACAGGCACAGCUACUGCAGAACACCAAACUCCUGAACUGGAUACAAAAUAGCACUCCAACUCCCGAACUGGAACCUCCCAAAUAGCUGCUAGCAGACGAACAGGAAAAGCAGGCAAUCAUCUUACACUCCUGGCAAUCAGUCUCUAACAGCAUACAGUGACUCCCCCCAAGAACGAGACAAGGCUCCGUGUUGAGGGUCAAGCAGUGGUCUGAGGUGCUGGCACACCCAGCCUGGUUUUUAUUACAGUCUUUUCAAAUACAGGACCGCCCACAGGGAGGUAUAAAACAACCAAUCACAUAUCAGUUACAUCCCACAUAUUCCCUCCCCUUAUCCUGAGAGGAAACUCAAUUACACAUACAGUUAAAACAUACUUUCUACCCAACUUUCAUAACUCUAAAACCAUACAUCACAUUCACAUAAAAUUACAUAUUCACAAUCAAUCCAUUCAGGGGAACAACAUAUUAAAAAAUGGCAUGAAUCAGACCAGUGGUUCAAAAGUUAGUAAAAGUAUAUUUUGGGCCCUGGCUGGCACAUGGAUAUCUGGCUCAAACAGGUUUUACAGAGCCCUCUAUCCUGAGACAAUGGGGAAAGUAAUCCAAUUAUCCAGGGAUAGAGGCAGACUCCAUUGAGCACAUGGUUGCAAAAAGACAAAACACUUUAAAAUACAUAAAGUCACCUUUUACACAUAACACACAGACAUUUCACAUAUCCCCAGAUAGCUGGGAUCUGAGCGCACAAAACUACCGAAUGGCGCUCAGAUCCUAUUCAUACAGUUCAAUUGCCAUGGAGCCGAAGUCUUUAACUACACGAAUGGGCUCCAUGGCAUAGCUAUCUGGGUUAACACAUUCACAUAAAGUCUGGUCCAUAGUCCAAAGGCAGCAGGCGGGCAGCCAGGCUUCUCCAAUGCAAUAUGGCGAGAUUGGUCUCGUCACAACUUCUUACCCCGCUCUGCCCACUCCCCUAUCCGGGGUAUUUACACUGUACUUCUCACCCCGCUCUGCCCACUCCCCUAUCUGGGGUAUUCACUCUGUACUUCUCACCCCGCUCUGCCCAGUCCCCUAUCCGGGGUAUUCACUCUGUACUUCUCACCCCGCUCUGCCCACUCCCCUAUCCGGGGUAUUUACACUGUACUUUUCACCCCGCUCUGCCCACUCCCCUAUCCGGGGUAUUCACUCUGUACUUCUCACCCCGCUCUGCCCACUCCCCUAUCCGGGGUAUUUACACUGUACUUCUCACCCCGCUCUGCCAACUCCCUUAUCCAGGGUUUUUACACUGUACUUCUCACCCCUCUCUGCCCACUCCACUAUCCGGGGUAUUCACUCUGUACUUCUCAUCCCGCACUGCCCACUCCCCUAUCCAGGGUAUUUACUCUGUACUUCUCACCACGCUCUGCCAACUCCCUUAUCCGGGGUAUUUACUCUGUACUUCUCACCCUACUCUGCCAACUCCCCUAUCCGGGGUAUUUACACUGUACUUCUCACCCUGCUCUGCCAACUCCCCUAUCCGGGGUAUUCACUCUGUACUUCUCACCCUGCUCUGCCAACUCCCCUAUCCGGGGUAUUCACUCUGUACUUCUCCUCCCCCAAGCUGGUGUAGCUGUCCUGCCUCAAAUUUGCAGGAUAAGUGAAUUGAGAUUGUUUUGUGAUGCUGAUCUUCGUGUCGUUUAUAAUGCACACAAUAUCUUUACAACAGCAGACAGUAGCUUUACUGCAACUCCCACUAUCCUGUCCCUGCAAGAUUCCCCCCUCCCCCAGCAUGGAUUAUCAGCAUACCUACUUUCUGACGUAUUAUCCAGGCCUGAAAUUUUAUUAAUACACAAGCAAUGUCUGCCCUGCCAAACGCUCUCAAUAUUCCCCGUGCAUAAUCCAUGGGUGGGUGCUGUGACAUUGACAGACGGACUGUGGAAAGCUGCGGUUUGUGUUACAGGGCUAUAUUGGUUCUUAAUUUUUAUUUUCAUUUUUCAUACAGCAAGCCCUUUUGGAGAGGAUCCAAGCUACGUACCACAGUGACAACGUGAAGAACUUCCCACAACUGUCUACGGGCUACAGGAGCCCAUUGUAUAUAGAAACCCACCUGUCUGUUCCUCUGUCUCUCUAUAUUGGCUGAAUAAAGUUAUAUUGUAAUGCUGCUCUCUCUGUAUGUCUGUGUCAAUGGGUUUAUGUGAUCAGCUUUGUGAGAGGCCCAUUAGACAAAGGAUAGGACUGAAGAUAAUGUCAC